AUGUCGUAUCAGUACCCCUCUCCGACCACGCCACCGCCGCCGUAUGAUACAGGCUAUCCCAUUCCUUCGCAGUCCACUGGAAUGGGUAUGAGAUCACCAGGCCAACCGGUAAAAGACGAUGGCGACCCAGCCACUUUGCAAUUCGACGGCAAGCGUGAAUCAUCAUCAGACCCAGGGUUGGCAACAGCUGAGCAAGCACAAGGGAACGAUCCAGCGAACAUGGGCGUCAAUGCCGACAAGAAGAGAGGAAAGCUGAAUUAUCACCGAGCAGGAACUGCCUGUACAAACUGUCGGAAGCGUAAAAUAAGGUGUGUGCAGACGCGCGGUCCGAAAUGCGAGCAAUGUCAGCGACUCCACAAAGAAUGCGUUAUCACGGCCGUGGACCAGCAGAGCUCGAUGGACGCCAGGAACAAGCCGAUACCAAGACCGUCUGCAGGUCAUAGGCUCGCUUCGGCAGGUUCCUCCCCUAGCAUGCACCACCAUGUGGCCAUGGUGAUGCCUCCCAUCCAAAACAUCGGGCUGGCAGAGCCACCAGACCUCAAGCGUGAGUUCCUUCUUUCUCCCAACGUCCAAAUGUGGAGGCUUCUGGCGGCCCAGGAAAGAGGCGAAUUUAAUAACGAUAUUGCAGUGCCCCCUGGCGCACCUAUGAACCGCGCAUACCCCGACUACGGCGCCCAGGGAAUGGCGGGUACGUGGCAGCCGUACAGCCAGACCCCGCCAAUCGUACCCAACUUCUCGCCGUAUCAACGCGCGACUCCUCCUCCUGGGGCCUGGUCAGCGCAUCCAGUUCCAGGGGACGCGUCGGCCAGAGACCAGAUGCAGUGGAAUUCAUACCCUGCGCCGAACCAGUCAUUCACGGCCAUGUCACAGAUGACAGCCGAUGCUUACGGCCGGAAAACGCCAAACCCGAUGUCUCCGACCGAGAUGUACCCUUCCGUACCGAACAUGGGGUCGCCGCAUGUGGGACAGCCCGCCUCGAUGUCCCCUCCUGAGAGCUCGUCUCAGGUGACCAGCUAUGGCUCAUGGCAGCAAACAUACCCCCCGCCAUCAAUGUCGAGACCGGGAGAGGGCUUCGGAGGCUGGUAUCCAGAGGGCGAAGGUGGGGCUUCCCAGCCUCCCCCAGGUAGUGCUGCUCAACAAGACUGGAACUGGAAUGGGAGCGCGAAACCGCAGCAAGGCGAAAUGCGGAGUUAA
Messenger RNA from Diaporthe amygdali, 1194 nucleotides. RefSeq lists its product as uncharacterized. Gene Ontology annotation, cellular component: nucleus. Gene Ontology annotation, biological process: regulation of DNA-templated transcription. Bases 1 to 1194 code for a protein of 397 amino acids. NCBI's taxonomy places the organism in Eukaryota, Fungi, Ascomycota, Sordariomycetes, Diaporthales, Diaporthaceae. Gene Ontology annotation, molecular function: zinc ion binding; DNA-binding transcription factor activity, RNA polymerase II-specific. The transcript has 2 exons. The record is from RefSeq and is a predicted model, not a curated record.